Stegodyphus dumicola is the source of this 1502-nucleotide messenger RNA. RefSeq lists its product as uncharacterized. Lineage: Eukaryota; Metazoa; Arthropoda; Arachnida; Araneae; Eresidae. Gene Ontology annotation, cellular component: nucleus. Gene Ontology annotation, molecular function: transcription coactivator activity; chromatin DNA binding. The record is from RefSeq and is a predicted model, not a curated record. Gene Ontology annotation, biological process: positive regulation of DNA-templated transcription.
UACUUAUGUGAUGCAAUCACAUUUAGCAGAUGUCACGUUCUGGGUAUUUCUUUUAUAGUAAAUGUGAUUUUAUAAAUUUGCUUAAUUUCAGUGAAGCAUAACACAAAGUUCCAAAAUGUCAAUGAACACAGCCCAUGCGAAUGGGGGAGUUCUUAUUUACAAUGGAGAGAUAAUAUUAUUAUAUUGUGAUGGAGUUGAAUUAAUAAUCGAAGGAAAUGGGACUAAAGAUUUUGGUGGAACAAAGAAAGGAAGAAUUUACCUCACAACCCACAGGAUGAUAUUUAUGAAUAAAUCUGAAAAGGAUCCUCUGCAGUCUUUCAGUUUCCCAUUUUUCAGUAUGAGUGGUCUAGAACUGGAGCAGCCAAUUUUUGGCGCCAAUUAUAUAAAAGGUGUUGUGCAUGCCCAAGCUGGUGGAAACUGGACGGGCAAAGCCACAUUCAAGCUGAAAUUCUUUAGUGGUGGUGCAAUAGAAUUUGGUCAAGCUAUGUUGAGAGCUGCUCAAAUGGCAAACCAAAAUAUGCCUCCCCAACCGCCUCCCUAUACACCUCACCAAGGGCCGUAUUAUCCAGCACCCCCGCCAGCAUACAUGCCACCUCCUGGAGGUAUUAAUGGAUUUGUGCCACCUACGCAUGUAUUUCCAGAUGCUCCUCCUGCUAACAGUGUAUAUACAAUGGAUAUGCCUCCUCCUUAUCCUGGAAUAUAUCCUCCUCCCUAUGCUUUCCCGCCGGGCUCUCAAGCAUAUCCUCAGGCAGGACCUACUGGCCUUGUCGGCUAUCCUGGAGGGCCACCACCACCUGGAUUUGCUGCCGGAACUGCAGGAGCUCCACCUCCUGGAUCACAGCCACCACCUCCAUAUAACCCUCAACAACAACCUGCAUAUAACCCCCAGCAGCAACCCCCUCCUGGAGCGUACGGACAGUAUAAUGGAGUCGCUCAGCAGCCACCAACUACUGAUUCAAAAGCAGGUGCUCCCCCACUAUAUGAUUUUUAUCAAGAUCCUUACAAUUCACAGAUACUCUAUGCACAGCAGAAUAUGAAUGGACAUCAAAAUCCUCAGGGGCCUCCACCACCAUAUUCUGAAAAUAAUAAAAAGAACCAGUAAACUGGAUUACCUGGAAAAUGCUGCUAAAAAAGGCAAAAUAUACUGUGGGAUGAAAUAAGCUUUUGAACUUCUUGAUUCUUACUUAGUUUUGUUUGGAAAAAUAUAAAAAAAGCAACUGUUCUGUCGACUAUAAAUGUUUUAGCUUAUUUCCUGUACUUUCAUUUAUCUUGUAUAGUAUAAAUGUUACUAGUGCCCCAUAAUAUUCAUGAUAUAAAAAAUGUUGAAUGAAAUUUAUAUGUAAAUUAAUUGAAUGUUAUCUCUGUUGAAAAGAGGUAAGUAGCAUUCCAUGUAUUUUUAUGUGCAUCAGAUUGUAUCAAAUAUAUAUAUACGCUAACUUCAGAUUCUGAAUUGCACCUUGUAAUUUUUUUCCGUCAAGAAAAUAAAAUGUUUGAAUUCUAUA